AUGAGAGCCGAGCUGUCCGCCGCUGCACAAGCCGCGCCGGAGGCGUCGUACGACUUCAAGACGGGGGGUGUCACCGACCUCCUGAAAAAGCUGAAGAUGGACUUUGAAGACAAGCUCCACGAGAGCGAGAAGGAAGAGAUGAAGGCCACCUCUGAGUAUGAGUUGGAGAAGGGCGGCAGGGACAAUGCCCUCAAGGUUGCGAAGGAGUCCAAGGGCAAGCAGGAGAGCGUGAAGGCCCAGGCGGAGGCGGCGCUCAGCGCCAAGGCUUCGGCGCUCAGCGCGGCCCAGGCGGAUUUGGAGGCGGACAGCAAGAGCCUGAAGGACACCAGCAGCAGCUGCUCCACCAAGGCGGCCGAGUUCAAGGAGCGCGUGUACAUGCGCGGCCGCGAGCAGGAGGCCAUGGCCUAUGGCAUGCAGAUCCUGCAGAAGGCCGCGGGCGUGCGCACCGCAGCGCCGGCCAGCUUCUUCCAGAUGAGGUCGGAUUGGGACCAGGCAGGAGCCUCCCACGACAAGGCGAGGAGGGCUGUUGAACUUCUGGAGCAAGAGGUGCAGCGGUCCGGCUUGGGGGACUUGAAGCGGCUGCUCAUGCAGGUGAAGUCCCAGCUGGAGGGCGACGGAGAUGUGAGCAAGGAGGUGGAUCUCGUCUUGGAGAAGCAGAUCUGGAAGCUGAAAGAGGAGCAGAAGAAGGAGGACGAGAAGUGGCACUGGUGUGAGUUGGAGACUGACAAGAACACCUACGAGAAGACUACCAAGGCAGAUGACAUGCAGAAGCUGGGGGACGAGAUCGAGUCCGCCAAAGGCAGCGUGGCGACGCUCGACGGGGACGUCAAGGCGGCCACCGCGCGGCUGGCGGAGCUGCAGAAGAGCAACCACGAGCUGAAGAUGGACCGCCAGGAGUCCAAGAAUGAGCACCAGCUGGCGGUGAAGGACGCUCAGCUGGCGCAGGAAGCCAUCAGCAGCGCCAUUGGGACCUUGGCCAAGUUCUACGAGGAGGCGGCGAACGCGGCCCUGUUGCAGAAGGCGCCCACAGAGGUGGCGGAGGCACCUGAGACCUGGUCCAAGCCCAGCUUUUCCGGCACGGGCCAGGGCAAAGGGCCCGGGGAGGCCAUCAUCAAGGUGCUGGAGGACUGCUCCGCGGACUUCGCCCAGAUGGAGGCGGAGACCAAGGCCCAGGACGCCGCGGAGGAGGCGGCCUUCGAGGCGUCCCUGAAAGACGCCAAGAAGGAGCAG
This is a messenger RNA of Effrenium voratum, 1230 nucleotides long. NCBI's taxonomy places the organism in Eukaryota, Dinophyceae, Suessiales, Symbiodiniaceae. The record is from the annotation of a GenBank genome assembly.